AUGAAGAGACUAGCAGCUCGCUGCUUUGCUGGCUUGUUAAUUUUAUCCCCACUAACUGUGAUUUCCGAUAGCCGGCCUGCUGAUAGUGGUAAGGCAAUUGAAGACGGCAAUUUGGAAGAAAUGGAAGAGGAAGUCAGGCUUAAAAAACGGAAGAGACGAAGAAAUGUGGAUAAAGAUUCUGGGAAGGAGGAUGGAGAGAAAGCAAAGAAAAGAAGAGGCAGACCUCCUGCAGAGAAGUUGUCACCCAACCCACCCAAACUGACAAAACAAAUGAAUGCUAUCAUUGAUACUGUGAUAAACUACAAGGAUAG
This is a messenger RNA of Fulmarus glacialis (Northern fulmar), 311 nucleotides long. Its product is annotated as probable global transcription activator SNF2L2. The transcript has 2 exons. The record is from RefSeq and is a predicted model, not a curated record. The annotation marks the transcript as partial. Lineage: Eukaryota; Metazoa; Chordata; Aves; Procellariiformes; Procellariidae.